CCCCGACCCCGGGAGCCGGCCGUAACCCGGAAGCAGAUGCGGCUGCGCUUCCGGUCGGCCCGCACCGCUCCGCGCUCGCUCUGCGUCCGGAGCGCGCUGUCCGCAUGGCUGAGGGGGACGGCGGCGGCGACCAGAGGCAGAAUGAGGAAAUCGAGGCCAUGGCGGCCAUCUAUGGCGAGGAGUGGUGUGUUAUCGACGAUAGCGCCAAGAUCUUCUGUAUCAGGAUCAGCGACGACAUAGACGACCCUAAGUGGACAAUCUGCCUGCAGGUGAUGCUGCCGAGCGAGUACCCGGGCUCAGCGCCCCCUGUGUACCAGCUGAAUGCUCCUUGGCUUAAAGGGCAGGAACGGGCAGAUUUGUCCAACAGCCUGGAGGAGAUCUACAUACAGAAUAUUGGUGAAAGUAUUCUUUACCUCUGGGUGGAGAAAAUAAGAGAUGUCCUAAUACAAAAGUCUCAGAUGGCAGAACCAGGCCGGGAGGUGGAGAAGAAGACGGAGGAGGAAGACGUGGAAAGUGAAGUUGAAGUCCUCGUGGCGUGCAAGCCCGAGCCGGCAGAGCGAGCGCUGGGUUUGGACGUGGGUGCCGGUCAGACAGCCGGUACAGCAGCCGGGAUGGUUGAAACGGAGGAGCUGCCCCCGAUCGACCACGGCGUGCCCAUCACCGACCGGCGGAGCACCUUCCAGGCACACCUGGCUCCCGUCGUCUGCCCCGAGCAGGUGAAAAUGGUUCUUGCCAAAUUGUAUGAAAACAAGAAAAUCGCCAGCGCCACCCACAACAUCUACGCGUACCGAAUAUUCUGUGAGGACAAGCAGACCUUCCUGCAGGACUACAGUGACGACGGGGAGACGGCGGCUGGCGGGCGCCUGCUGCACCUCAUGGAGAUCCUAAACGUGCGGAAUGUGCUGGUGGUGGUGUCACGCUGGUACGGUGGCAUCCUGCUGGGGCCCGACCGCUUCAAGCACAUCAACAAUUGCGCCCGGAGCCUCCUGGUGGAGAGAAGCUACACGGGGUCGCCGGAGGAAUCGUCGAAGGCUUUGGGGAAGAACAAAAAAGUGAGAAAGGACAAGAGGAGGAGUGAACAUUGACACCCACACAACGUAAAGGUCAGCUUCCCCGUCAUCAGAUGCCAGUUCCAUGCUCAUCAGACGCCCUGAGGGGGAGGGCCCGGCCCGCAGCCAUCCUCACACCAGCAUCUCGGCCCCGUGUCACGUCAUCGCCAGCACUGGACCCUGCUGUCCCCGGAGGACGUCACAGGAACCUCGUCACCCCCCCCCCCCCCCCCGGCUGAGGAGGGAAGCUGCAGGGCCGCGCCGGACUGUCUGGGCCAGCCCGUGUCAAGUGCCUUUGGCGGUGGGAGCAUCUCUGGGAGCGUCAGCGCUGAGCGGAACAGCCUCUGCUGAGCGGUACGGCCCCACUGCUCUCUGUGGCUCCCGGGAGCGGCUUCCUGUGGUCUUUGUUCUCGAUGUGCCAUCCCUGAGGCGAGGCGGGGACGCAGGCCUGUCCACCGGCCGCGACGGGCUGUGUGACUCGUUCACACGUGCUGGCAUGAGCGUUGUGCCUCGGUUUCUGCUGCAGUUGGUGUCUGUGAGUUUCAAAAAGUGACUUUCUAGCCCCUUCCCUUUGAUUCAAUCCUCGAGGCAUGAAGCUCCCUCCCGCCCUGACGUGUCUAUUCUGUCUCCAACCAGGAAGUACUUUCCUGUGAGCUCCUGAGGAGCGAGGCUGUGCUGGGCGCGAGGCUGUGGCUGACGAGGGGAAAGGAGACGGAGAGAGAGAACCAUCAGUGAUGAGAGUCAUUCAUCGACUGCCUCCUGCACGCCCCCCACUGGGCAUCGAGCCUGUAACCCAGGCCUGUGCCCUUAACCGGAAUCUAACUCAUGACCCUUCAGUCCACAGGCCGAAGCUCUAUCCACUGAGCCAUACCGGCUAGGAUGGAUUCUGAGAAAUAAGAUCUAAAUUAUAUUUGUUGUACGUGUUUAAUGUUGCCAGUUAUCAAUUGUCAUCAGAGGGUGACAUAUAUGUAUUUAGGCAGGACACAUCAAGUUCCAUGAAAAGCUAAGUAUGCCCUGUAUUAACUUAAAAAAAACAAGUUAAAAACUACCAAUUAGCAUGAACCUAAUGGCACAGUUUUGGCACAUCAAGCCUGUGGUGGGAGCUAUAAAACAGCAGUCGGAUUUGGUGCUGCAGAAAAACAAAUUGGAGUUCGUUUUUCUGUACCACCAAAUUUGAAUUCAUUUCUUGCUGAGUUAUCUAAUAUUUACUAAAGUCUUUUAGAAAACUUUUAUUUCUGGGAUCUCAAUUUUCUUUAAAAGCAAUCUUAUUUUUGCUUCUUUCUACAGAAUUAUUAGCCACAUUACCUCAGACACCUCAUUCCUUUGCCUCAGGCAGCUGCCUAAUGAGAAUGUUGGUGUCUCCGAUUCUGGAGCCUGAGUUACUUUGUUUUCUGUUUGGAUGGACCCCUCUCCAAUAAUCGAAUCUGUUUUUCUCUAUUUAAAAAUUUAUCUCAAGUCCAUGCCCAUGUGGCUCAGUGGACAGAGUGUCGGCCUGCUGACCGAAAGGCCCUGGGUUCGAUUCUGGUCAAGGGCACGUGCCUGG
Molecule: messenger RNA, 2592 nt
Organism: Pipistrellus kuhlii (Kuhl's pipistrelle)
Lineage: Eukaryota; Metazoa; Chordata; Mammalia; Chiroptera; Vespertilionidae
Gene: IMPACT
Product: impact RWD domain protein
Exons: 12
Coding region: 105-1085 (326 amino acids)
Biological process (GO): regulation of translational initiation
Cellular component (GO): cytoplasm
Molecular function (GO): protein binding
Source: RefSeq, a predicted model, not a curated record